UUUUGAUAAGACAGAAGAUGGUAAUUUGUCUUUCAUUUAUACUUUUACUUGCUUCUGUCUAGUAACGAAUUGUAAUUUGGUUUUCAUUUCGAUUUAAAAUGUGUUCUUUUCAUCUUUGCGUUAGCAAUAAUCGCAACAAUUUUCAUUUUUUGUACCAAGUAAUUGUUUGCUGGUUGAACUGUUACUGGUAGUUACGGAAACUUUGAAAUUGUCAUCUUGUAAGCCAUUCAGCUUAAUUACAUUUGCCAAAUUGUUUAUAAUGUUUCCUGAGAACAAUUAUUUAAUGUUUGAUGUACUGUACAUGAUGUACAUAUGCAUAACAUUGUUGGUAUGCAAAAUAUGUAUAACAUCUUUUGUAUUGUACAUAUGAAGAAAUGUACUUUGUGCUAUGUAUGUGUUUGUAAGUAAAUGAUGUGUUCUGAAAAUUUUGUUUAAUUUUAAAAUUUUAGUUGUGAAUAUACCUUGCACAUCAUUGCUAACACAUUUUCCCCACUGAGUUUUGCUUGAUCUUGUCCAUCAUCAAUGCCCAGAUUUAGUUAAUAAGUACCGUAACUAGUUUUAAUUUCUCAGUUAUUCUAUUCUUUACCUUAUAUCUUUGCUUUUUUUUGCCAUUAGUUAGUUUUGACACAGAAACUUUUCAUACACCUGAUGUCCCAGCCCAACAAUGCAUCUGUUGUUUACAAUCCUUGCACUCCAAACUUCCCUGGGGAAAAGAGGCAUAUUCUGGAUCUGCAUGAUGUUAGUGCUCUGCUCUCCUCACAUCAGAAGGUUAUCCACCAAUAUUUGUUAAGUUUUAAUGUCUAAGGACGAAAGCAAUCCUGGAGAUGGCACAGAGCCACCAACAGAAACCCCCUUGACGCGCAGUGUUAGACCGACACAGACCCGCCCUCACCAAUCCCUGAGCAGAGUGCAGUUCAUCCAGCCUCCACCGCCACAGCGGCCGUCUCACACGACCAGCGCGCGGCACGUCACGCCACGAAGGGCCUCCUCCGGCGCGCCCGAGAAGAGGAUGCGCGUGGACGUGGGCACCCCGUUCAUGGAGAGGAACCUGAUGACGGUGGAGCGGGCCAUGGCGGACUUCCUGCUGACGCACGACGACCUGGACGGGCUCAAGCGGACGCCGAGGAGGUCCCCCUACCCCAACUCGCCAGAGUUGCUGGUGCUGUCCCGGAAGGACGUGGUGCAGAGGGCGAACCUCAGGUGGGGAUCCCCGGAGAAACUGGUCGAGGAGCUGCAGCGCCGGAUCCGACACGCGUCGCGGACGGCCUCGUCGCUGGGUGAGUGGUGGACCGGGGCUGCCGCUCCUGCGGCUGCACGUCCAGGCCCCGCCGCUCAUCAGCGUGACGCAGGGAUCCGGCGCCGCCCAGGGACGAGCGUCGCCGCCGCGGCGAGGACGCCGAGCCUCGCGCGGCGGGGCUGUGCGCCGCAUCCGGGAGGGUGGUGUUGGCGGCCAUCGUCAUGUACGCUCUCUUGUAGCGCAUGCCGCCCGAGGGUAGGCAAGCCUGCAGGCUCACUGCUGGGGUGGCGCGGGCCGCGGCUCUCUUCAAUAACCAAGGCACCUUAUCCUUACAGGAACGGCGGGUGUAUGGUAAUGAAGUUCGCCGCCUGGUAUUACACUAAGUCCCACUCGAUGUUCUCAGAAUUCUUGCACUCAGUGGCAGACCUCGCGAACCAGAUUAUCAUUGCCAUCGGUGUGCACACCUCGACGAAGCGCCCUAGCGUGAUCCACCCCUACGGGUACACCAACAUGAAGUUCGUGAGCGCGCUCAUAUCCGGCGUGGGCAUAUUCUGCGUGGGCACGGGGGUCUCCUUGUAUCAUGGGGUCACCGGCCUCCUAGAGAAGUCUCCCCUCCCGGAUCUCACGAUGGCAUUCUUGGUGAUGGGGGUGUCCGGGCUGCUGGAGGUGUCUACGCUGGCCCUGGCCGUGCGCGCCCUCCGCCACGAGGCCUCCAAGAGGAACAUGGCCUUGUCCGCCUUCGUCAUGACCUCCCAGGACCCGGGCGUCAACGUGGUCCUGACCGAGGACCUCGCCGCCGUGGUGGGCGUGGUGCUGGCGUCCGCCUGCCUGCUGCUCUCGCACAAGACCACCUCGCACGUGCCGGACGCCGUGGGCUCGCUGCUCGUCGGCGUCGUCCUGGGGGCGGUGGCCGUCUUCAUCAUCACGACCAACGCGGGCAGGCUGGUGGGGAGGUCGAUACCCAACGACCUGCUCCAGCAGAUCAACGCGGAGCUCGAGAAUGACGUGAUGGUCCGCGCCAUCCACGACGUCAAGGGGAUCGACAUGGGCGACAACAUGGUGCGGUACAAGGCGGAGCUCGACUUCGACGGGAGGCAGCUCGCCAGGGCCUACCUGGACCAGGUCAACAUGAACAGCAUGCACGAGUCCUUGAAAAAUAUCCAAUCCAUGGAGGAGCUUGAAGAGUUCAUGCUUGACCACGGCGAGAAUCUUGUAGAUCUGCUUGGCAGCCAAAUAGACCGCAUCGAACGAAAGUUAAAGGCGGCGCACCCUUGUAUAAGACACGUCGAUCUGGAGAUUUUGUAAUCCAUAGAAAAUGUCAUUUGGAAAGCGGAAAAAAUAAACAUAAUUCACCCUGGAUUA
Frankliniella occidentalis (western flower thrips) is the source of this 2599-nucleotide messenger RNA. Its product is annotated as zinc transporter 9-like. Gene Ontology annotation, molecular function: monoatomic cation transmembrane transporter activity. NCBI's taxonomy places the organism in Eukaryota, Metazoa, Arthropoda, Insecta, Thysanoptera, Thripidae. Gene Ontology annotation, biological process: zinc ion transport; transmembrane transport. Gene Ontology annotation, cellular component: membrane. The record is from RefSeq and is a predicted model, not a curated record.